AAAUAAAGAAUGCUAACAUACAACUACAAAAAAGCAAAGGCACAAACCCUUUUAUUUGAGAAGUUGUUGUUUCUUACCAGUAUAGGGGCAUUGUGGUUGGCAUGAUGAUGGAGUUCAGAUCGAAGUCAUGCAGAGAUGAAAGCAACUGUGGAGACAAGGUGGCCCCAAAAAGCAUGAAGGAUCUGAGAUGUCACAGUGCGAAUAAUGGUUGUUCUGGUCAUGGAAAGCAGAUAGGUAGCAGUGCUAAGGAGAUGAAGGUGAAGAAAGUGAAAAGGGCAGCUUCUAAACCAUCAAAAAGUUGGAGCUUCAAUGAUCCUGAGUUGCAGAGGAAGAAGAGAGUUGCUGGCUAUAAAAUAUAUGCAGCAGAAGGCAAAAUGAAAGGCUCUCUCAGAAAGAGUUUCAGGUGGAUCAAACACACAUACACUCAAGUUCUCUAUGGAUGGUGGUGAUUCAUCUUUCAUUCUCUCUUCUUCUUCUUCAUCUUUUCUUUUCAGUAAUCAGAGUUUCUUUUUUUUUCUCAGUAAAUGUUUCAAUCCUUUUGGAACAAGAUUGUCUUUCUGGUUCAGAACUUUAACUCCCUUUUGUAUGAAUUUCCUGGUUAUCAGAUCACAUUUUAAGAUGAAUAUACUGGGUAUGAAGUAGAUUUUUAUUAUUUUGUUUGUAUUUUAAUUAUAAUUAUAAUUAUGCGUCUGAAGAACAAAAUAAAUGAAAGUUCUAUGACA
Messenger RNA from Vigna angularis (adzuki bean), 722 nucleotides. RefSeq lists its product as uncharacterized. The transcript has a single exon. Bases 102 to 449 code for a protein of 115 amino acids. Lineage: Eukaryota; Viridiplantae; Streptophyta; Magnoliopsida; Fabales; Fabaceae. The record is from RefSeq and is a predicted model, not a curated record.